This is a messenger RNA of Linum trigynum, 447 nucleotides long. Lineage: Eukaryota; Viridiplantae; Streptophyta; Magnoliopsida; Malpighiales; Linaceae. The record is from the annotation of a GenBank genome assembly.
AUGGCUUCCAAGAGGAUCUUGAAGGAGCUCAAGGAUCUCCAGAAGGAUCCGCCUGUCUCUUGCAGCGCAGGUCCUGUUGCCGAAGACAUGUUCCAUUGGCAAGCAACAAUUAUGGGCCCUCCUGAGAGCCCAUACACUGGCGGAGUGUUUCUAGUCAGUAUUCACUUUCCACCAGACUACCCAUUCAAGCCACCUAAGGUUGCAUUCAGGACAAAGGUCUUCCACCCCAAUAUCAACAGCAACGGCAGCAUCUGCCUUGAUAUUUUGAAGGAGCAGUGGAGCCCAGCGUUGACCAUAUCAAAGGUUUUGCUCUCCAUCUGUUCACUAUUGACAGACCCAAACCCCGACGACCCGUUGGUGCCAGAGAUUGCCCACAUGUACAAGACCGAUAGGAACAAGUACGAAACAACCGCUAGGAGCUGGACUCAGAAGUACGCGAUGGGUUGA